This is a messenger RNA of Sus scrofa (pig), 3643 nucleotides long. The record is from RefSeq and is a predicted model, not a curated record. NCBI's taxonomy places the organism in Eukaryota, Metazoa, Chordata, Mammalia, Artiodactyla, Suidae.
AGCAGCGCCCUUGCUUUAAAAUGUCGCCUUAUCCGGAGAGGCUUUCCACCCUGCUUUGUGUUGGCUUGGGCAAGGAUGCGAUUUUAGAGCCCAGGAGCCCAGUCUGCCAUUUCCUCUCUGGGAUUGAUUUCCAAAAUGGAUCCCGGGCUGGUUCCAGUGGGUCGCACCCCGGGUCCCCCGGAUGGUACUUCUAACACCCCCCACGUCCUCACCGCCCGAAGGCCAGCAUUCACUUUUCUGCCCCAUUUUGGCGACAAAAAACAAAAAACCAAAAAAACCCAGAUUGGAAAGUUAUUGGGGAAAAGAAGCUGGGACAUCAGCAGCUGCCAGGUGGGUGUCAAAAAAAUUAUUAUCCAGCAUUUAUCGUUUCCACUCUUCCCCCCCCCCUUAAAAGAAUGGUGGAGGGAGGAAGAGAACUAAUAUAAACUUGUGAAAUAAAACCCACAAGGUAAAACUUAAAAACCUGCAUCUUAGAGUUGAAUUAAGAGAAUUUCCUGGGAAUUGUGUUUGGUCAAGACCACCUGCUGCCCCCUGGGAAUUCAUGGAAAUGGGGUCUCUUGUCAGGUUUACAUGUGUUCAGUUAGGUUUACAUGUGUUCAGAAAUGAGCAAUGUGGCCUAAAUCGCCAAAAAAGAAAGAAAGAAAGAAAAGAAAAAAAAAAGGAGGGAGGGAAUGAAUUCUUUGGAAGUCAUGUGUGGUCCCCAGCUUGGCCUACUGCACCCCAUGAUACAGUCAGAAUAGCUGGGAAUGGCUUUGGGGAAAACCCACAGGAGAAAGAGGGAGCUUCUGAAGCCCUUUCCAGCCUUCCAGGGUCUGGGUCAGCCCCCACCACAUGCUUCCUGCACUAGGGGUUGAAGUCAGAAGUUGGAGUCCUGGACCACCCAUCAAUUCCAGGUUAUGUUGUCCAGACUUCAGACGUACCCUGGGAAAUGUUUGGGGCUGUCUGCAAGUGCAGUGCGGAAAGGCUAAUGUAGCCCUUUUCUAGAAUGUUCAGGGCCCUAUGGGCUGUGUGGUCAUGGAAAAAUGUGCAUGCUCCAGGUGGAAUGCCCAGGGGGCUUACUGGUGGGUAUUCUUCCACAGGUCAAGCUUUGUGGCUGUUGUGACUUCGCUUCUUGCUUUGGCCCUUUCAGCUCUGGGUCAGUGGGGCACCUGUGGCGCUCCUAAGCUCCUGCCUGGCUCUUCAGUACUCCAAGGCCAUGGAGUACUUGGGAGCCACCCUGACUCCCAAACUUGAAAAGGUGGAUUCAGGCCUGUAUGAGCUUCAACUCACCACCGAUGGCCCUGCCACCACGGGGGCAGAGGUGACCAUCACGGCCAGCCUGGUGGCUGAUGACAACGGUAGCCUGGUCCUGCCCACCAGCACCCACUUCUACCGCUUCCACUGGAUCCACACCCCACUGAUGCUCAUGGGGAAGACGGACGAGCCCUUCAGCUCCACCAUCCGCGUCGUGGGCAACGUGGCCGGGGACUUCCCGGUCUCCGUGUGGGUCACAGCGGCCAACUGCAGGAUGUGCCGGCCUAUGGCCAGGAGCUUCCUCGUUCUCCCCAUCACAGAGUUCCUGGUGGGGAGCCUCGUUGUCACCCAGAACACCUCCCUGCCCUGGCCCAGCUCCUACCUCACCAAGACGGUCCUCAGAGUUGCCUUCCUCCUCCAUGACCCCAGCAACUUCUUCAAGACGGCCUCGUUUCUCUACAGAUGGGACUUUGGAGACGGCACCCAGCUGGUGACCAACGAUGCCACAGUCUAUUAUAACUAUUCCAUCAUUGGGACCUUUACCAUCAAGGUCAAGGUGGUGGCGCAGUGGGAGCAGGCGAUGCCAGACGCUGGGAAGGGCACUAUGCAGAAGACGGGUGACUUCUCUGCCUCGCUGAAGCUGCAGGAAACCCUUCGAGGCAUCCAGGUCGUGGGGCCGACCCUAAUUCAGACCUUCCAAAAGAUGAUAGUGACCUUGAACUUCCUGGGCAGCCCCCCGCUGAGCGUGUGCUGGCGUCUCAAGCCCGAGUGCCUCCCGCUGGAGGCAGGGGAAUGCCAGCCGGUGUCAGUGGACAGCACGGCGUACAACCUGACCCACACCUUCAGGGACCCUGGGGACUACUGCUUCAGCAUCCGGGCCGAGAACGUCAUCAGCAAGACCCACCAGUACCACAGGAUCCAGGUGUGGCCCUCCAGCAUCCAGCCGGCUGUCUUUGCCUUCCCAUGUGCCACGCUCAUCACCAUGAUGCUGGCCUUCAUUAUGUACAUGACCCUGCGGAAUGCCGCUCAUCACAAGGACCUGGUGGAGGUGGCUGAUUUUGACUUUUCCCCCAUGUCUGACAAGAACCCGGAGCCACCCACUGGGGUCCGGUGCUGCUGCCAGAUGUGCUGCGGGCCCUUCUUGCUGGAGACGCCCUCUGAAUACCUGGAAGUCGUCCGCGAGAACCAUGGGCUGCUGCCGCCCCUCUACAAGUCGGUCAAAACGUACACGGUGUGAACGCCCCCAACCCCAUUUCAGCGUUAACUGACUGCCGGACAGGGUGUUUGGGGCAGGGUGGGGCAGGGAGGUACAUGCCGCCCAGCAGGGGGGUUCACGUUCACGUGUGCAGGGCAUCCAUCUGUACAGUCCAGCCGUCUCCACAAGCCCCCCUCGGUCACUGCCCCCCAGCCAUCCGUCCAUCUGUACAGUCGUAAGCCCUUCUCAGUCAGCCCCAUCCCAUCCUGGGCUUUGACGAGGCCCCAGGUCUUUGAAGAGAUUCUGACACUGGAUGUGGUCCCCCUUCUCUCCUAGGUGUGCCCAGCUGUCCCUCACCCAUUCUUCCCUGUGGGCACAUUUGCCAUCCAUCCGGGGUUCACGCUCCCCUCCCCCAGGCAGCACUGCCCGGUCAGAGAGCUGGGAGGAAGCUCACAAAUGGUUAAUUUAAGGCUGCAUCACGAACGGUACAGAGACAAGCGUGCACACACGUCACACAGACACUUCAAAUGGUUUCCUCUGUAUCAGUUAGUUGCGUGCUGGGAUGUUCCCUGAACCAGAACUAGAAGGAAAGCUGACCUUUCCCACGUGGCCCUGACCGCUCUGGGCCUGGUCCCUCCUUUGGGUGCUGCGCCUGUGGCUACUGGGUCCCCAUUCCCAGAACACCCUGUUCCCUGCCUGCUUGGGGGUUGCAUGGGGGCAGGGCGAAUGCCUUGGGGGGGCAAAGUGCUUUAGAAAUAGCACCUUCUUUAUUGAGAGCAUGUUAAACGUUCAUUGAGGAAAAGGCUUUGCAGCCAAAGAAUAGUCGAGCCAGGAGGGCCUGGGCACCCUAUGGGGGCGGGGGGACAGUGUUCUUGCCACCCCCACUGCUCCCAGGGUGGCCUUGAGAAGGAAGAGGCAAGACUGGAUGGAACCCGGGGUGGGGACCAGCCCAGUCCUCUCCCUUUGGCGCAGGGCCUGGGGGAGGCAGAGCGUUGCAGAGGGCGUGUUCUGGGUGCAGGAGGAGCUAUGGUGAGGCCCCCACCUACCUGUGCAGGAGUGGGGAGCAACCCGGGCCUCUUUGGGGGAGGGGAGGCAGGUCCCUGGGGGCCUAGCUCCGUUGCUGUGAUUAUUUGCUCUUGGAUUUUGUGCUGAAAACAGCAUUCCCACUGUCGCGCAGCUCAUUCUCAUGAAAUCCUGCCAUUAUUGCUGAAUAAA